Molecule: messenger RNA, 1466 nt
Organism: Cynoglossus semilaevis (tongue sole)
Lineage: Eukaryota; Metazoa; Chordata; Actinopteri; Pleuronectiformes; Cynoglossidae
Gene: tbx16
Product: T-box transcription factor 16
Exons: 9
Biological process (GO): positive regulation of DNA-templated transcription; pattern specification process; cell fate specification
Cellular component (GO): nucleus; chromatin
Molecular function (GO): RNA polymerase II cis-regulatory region sequence-specific DNA binding; DNA-binding transcription factor activity, RNA polymerase II-specific
Source: RefSeq, a predicted model, not a curated record
ACCAGCAGUCCGUCCACACUGAUCCGUCCAGACGUCGUCCUCUUCUUCUUCCAGACCUGGGUCGUGUCCGCUCCCGUGUCCCCCCCUCGAUGCCAAAGCUCUUCAUUCCGUCCUCCGUCGUCGUCCAGACCAAGUUCCCUCCAGAAAUCACCGUGACUCCGCCCACUCCCACCAUGCUGUCGCCCAAGGGCAGCGUCUCAGAGGAGACCAAGCAGAGACUGAAGGUCUGCCUUAAAAGCAGCAGCACUCGCACUCGCACUCACACUCGCACUCACCCGCUGAUCCACCGUGUCCCCAGCACCUCUGGAUACUGCAGGGCAGCAGCGGGGGGCGGGGGAGCGGGUGAUCCUACUGACCCUCCUUCUUCGUCUCCUUCUCCUUCUUCUCGCCAGUGGAACAAGGACAAGUGGGAGGUGGCGGGGAAGGCCGAGCCGCAGCCUCCCUGCAGGACCUUCCUCCACUGCGACUCCCCCGCGCCGGGGAGCCACUGGAUGAAGCAGCCCGUCUCCUUCCUCAAGCUCAAGCUCACCAACAACACCCUGGACCAGCACGGACACAUCAUCCUGCACUCCAUGCAUCGGUACCACCCUCGGUUCCACAUCAUCCAGGCCGACGACCUGUUCAGCGUCCGCUGGAGCGUCUUCCAGACCUUCACCUUCCCCGAGACGUCGUUCACGGCCGUCACCGCCUACCAGAACACCAAGAUCACCAAGCUGAAAAUCGAUCACAACCCGUUCGCGAAAGGUUUCCGAGAAGAGGGGACCAGUAAGAAAAGACGCUCCACCAAGAGUCCGUGCCGCGCGGAGAAGCAGCAGAAGAUCUCCGACCACGACCUCAUGACCAGGGACUCCUCGGAGGAGGACGCUCCUCAAGAUUUCUGCUACUCCACGUACGACGGCUACGAAGGAGAGCGAGAGCUCCCCAAGAGGAAGGAGUCGGCGUUGGCGGCGGAGGAGGCGGCCAAGGAGAAGCGCUACUCCUCCUCGUGGAGCCCGGCUGCCUGUCAGCCCUACAGGUUCCACGACUGUGGGAAGUCUCCGUCUCCGUCCUCCAGCGUCUGCAGCAGUAAAAGUGGAUCAGAACGUAACAACAGCAACAACAACAACAGCUUCGAGUCCCGAGUCCCGGACGUGGCCACCGUUCCAGAUCAGGACUCGAUCAAACCCCGUCAACCCCACGACCUGGGCCUGACCCACGGCGCACCCCAGGACUACGGCAGCGUCCUCAACAUGAGCGGAAAACCCGGCGUCGUCGGACACCACAUCUACGCACCCUACGGCGCCGAGCAGCCGCUGGGCCAAUGGAGCGGCCAGCCUCCGGCCCAGUACCCGCACCAGCCGCCGCCCCACCACCAUCACCACCACCUGACGGCGGACUACGCCCCCCAGGCCGUGCACCACGGCUAUCACCACGGCAACGUGGCCGAGUGGAGCCAGUACCCGCUGUUCUCCUACUCCUGCUGGUGA